Messenger RNA from Exophiala aquamarina CBS 119918, 2628 nucleotides. RefSeq names its product AFG3 family protein. The transcript has a single exon. The coding region runs from base 1 to 2628 and encodes 875 amino acids. Gene Ontology annotation, cellular component: membrane; m-AAA complex. Gene Ontology annotation, molecular function: ATP-dependent peptidase activity; metalloendopeptidase activity; ATP hydrolysis activity. NCBI's taxonomy places the organism in Eukaryota, Fungi, Ascomycota, Eurotiomycetes, Chaetothyriales, Herpotrichiellaceae. The record is from RefSeq and is a predicted model, not a curated record. Gene Ontology annotation, biological process: protein-containing complex assembly; mitochondrial protein processing.
AUGGUGGCCGGCUACCUGCGGCCGCAGCUGGUCCGAAGCUCCAAAGCUGCUAUCGAAUGCGCGAUUUGUACCCAGCGCCUUUCGCUCCAAUUCUCUAGAUUACGAUUUCCAAGUCGUCUCUCUCCUUCAAUAGCGAGAUCAUAUGCCACCGUAAAUCCUGGUGAUCCGAAGCCUCCGAAGAAUAGUUCACAAGGUGACAAUAAGUCUUCUGGUCACCCCACGGAACCUCCUCAGAAGGAGCCGGACAGUAAUCAGAAUGACAACUCAGGCAAAUCCAAAUCAGACCGGACAGAGCUCUCUCCUCUCACUGCUCAGGAGUCCAAGCAGAUUGAUGACAUGGCAAACAUGAUCAAGAGUGGCCUACCGAAGUCUCAAGUCCGCGCCAUUGACGAAGCAGUCGGCUUGAUAAAGAAAGGUGGAAUCCCUGCGGAGUUGCGACAAAUAUUGGACGCCCAACAGAAGGAUCCGAAGCAUCGAAUUGAUCUGGCAACAACCGUCCGAUUAGUAGGCGUUUUCACCAAACUGUCUCGGAUGAGCCCCGAAGAAGUCCGAGAGAAAUACGGCAAGGACGCUCAGCAGAGUAAGCUCGAGUCGGAGAGAUAUGAGACGGAGGAGACGCCUCUCUUUGAACAAUCCAACAAACAAAAGAACCGUGAGCAGGGCGAUAAAGGCAAAAAGAAGAAAACGGAGGGGAAGCCAUACACUUUCGAUCUAAAGCUUGAUGCAGGCACUACUCUUCUCAGCUCCUUCUUUGCCUACUAUAUCUAUCGAAAUCUUUUCCCUGGCGAGUCUUCAAGAGAUAUUACAUGGCAAGAGUUUAGAACCACCUUCUUCGACAAAGGACUCGUCGAGAAACUCACUGUUAUCAAUCGAAAUCGUGUACGCGUGGAACUACACCGAGAAGCUGUCGCAAGCAUCUAUCCGGAAUCUCCAGCCAUUCGCCCCAACUUCUACUACUAUUUCUCCAUAGGUUCAGUCGAAGCUUUCGAGAGAAGGCUAGAUGAGGCACACCGCGAACUUGGCAUUCCCAGUAGCGAGAGGAUCCCUGUCGCCUACUCUGACGAAAUGCCCCUGAGUGCAGCCAUCUUCUCCUUCGGACCUACUUUGCUAUUCGUUGGAGCCUUGUUCUGGCUAUCUCGGAGAGCGGCAUCUGGUGGCGGUGGUCAGAGCGGCAUCUUCGGCAUCGGCAAAUCUAGGGCGAAGCGAUUCAAUCAUGAGACUGAUAUCAGGACCAAAUUUUCUGAUGUUGCCGGUAUGGAUGAAGCCAAGCUGGAGAUCAUGGAGUUCGUUUCUUUCCUAAAAGAUCCUUCCAAAUACCAGAGCCUGGGUGCUAAGAUUCCGCGAGGUGCAAUUCUCUCUGGACCACCUGGUACUGGUAAGACCUUGUUGGCAAAGGCAACGGCUGGCGAAUCUGGCGUACCAUUUUACUCCGUAUCUGGUUCGGAGUUCGUCGAAAUGUUUGUGGGUGUUGGCCCAUCUCGUGUACGAGACCUGUUCGCCAAUGCCCGGAAGAACACCCCAUGUAUCAUCUUUAUUGAUGAGAUCGAUGCCAUCGGAAAAUCAAGAGCCAAGUCAAAUUUUGGGGGUGGUAACGAUGAACGCGAGUCUACACUGAACCAGAUUCUGACCGAGAUGGAUGGUUUCAAUACUUCGGAACAAGUCGUUGUGCUUGCCGGGACCAACAGACCGGAUGUUCUUGACAAAGCCUUGAUGCGUCCUGGUCGUUUUGAUCGACAUAUCUCAAUCGACAGACCCACCAUGGACGGUCGAAAACAAAUUUUCAAGGUUCAUCUGAAGAAGAUUGUCACUAGCGUUGAUCUAGAGUACCUCACUGGUCGUCUGUCGGCACUAACGCCUGGCUUCUCGGGUGCCGACAUCGCCAACUGUGUUAACGAAGCCGCAUUGAUCGCUGCUCGUGCCAAUGCUACAUCAGUAACAAUGAUCCAUUUUGAGCAAGCAAUUGAACGUGUCAUUGGUGGCCUGGAGAAGAAGUCUCUGGUUCUCUCACCCGAGGAGAAGAAGACUGUCGCAUAUCAUGAAGCAGGCCACGCUAUUUGCGGCUGGUUCUUCAAAUAUGCUGAUCCUCUAUUGAAAGUCUCCAUCAUUCCUCGCGGUCAAGGAGCACUGGGUUAUGCUCAGUAUCUUCCUGGUGGGGGUAAUGAUGCAUACCUGAUGAACGUCAAACAACUUAUGGACCGUAUGGCUAUGACUCUCGGUGGGCGUGUCAGCGAGGAAAUUUGGUUUGAAUCCGUCACCAGCGGCGCAUCAGAUGAUUUCAACAAGGUCACACGAAUGGCUACAGCAAUGGUCACCGAAUGGGGAAUGUCACAGAAAAUUGGGUAUCUGCACUACAAGGACGACGAGCAACGUUUGCAUAAACCAUUUUCAGAGGAGACCGCUCGGAACAUCGAUGCUGAAGUCCGUCGCAUUGUGGACGAAGCCUACAAACAAUGCAAGGACCUGCUCCUGGAGAAGAAAGAUCAAUUGCAAGCCGUGGCUGAGGAACUAUUGAAGAAGGAGGUACUGGUGCGUGAUGAUCUGGUUCGCAUUCUUGGCAAGAGACCCUUUGAAGACCAGGGAGACUUCCACAAGUAUUUCGACAAUACGGAAGGGAAGAGUGCACCGUAA